AUGAACAAGAAAAGCAAAUGAACUGUGUUCCAAUCCUACUCCUGAACCGGAACAAGCUCAGUUUGACUUGUCGUCCAAGUCCAAUAGAAAAAAUGCCAUCACAUACUUGAUAAGAAAGGCAUGGAAAUACAAAGCCGAGUCAUCGUUCUUUUUGACUUGCUCUGUUAUAAUUACCAACACUGAGUUCUACAUAAAUAUACAGUUUGUAGACAAGCCUGAUAGCUCAACUACAGCUGUCAAUUACAGACCCCGUCAAAUCUGGGAAAUGACCAAUGUUGGACAUUUGAGUCACAGCUUUGUCCCAACACAGUGAGCGGGAUGUUUGCAUAUGAACCCCUUAUCAAACACUGAACUGAUGACCUUGUUCAGAUAAAUAUCCCACAGAGUCCAACUGCUCCUCAUUCUCCAAAAAGACAAGACCACGACUGGCGACCAAAGCAAGAUGGCUUCAUCACUUCUUGCAACAGCAGGAGGCCUCCUAUUACUUUUCUCCUUAUCAUCAGCACAAACCAGAGGAGACAGCCUCGAUUUGUGCACCCCACAUGAUGGCUUUGGAAAGUACUGUCCUACUACAUGUGGAGUGGCUGAUUACCUGCUGAGGUAUAUUCCAACAACGAACAGUGAUUUGGACAUUUUGCAAAGAGACCUGGAAACAAUUGCCAAUUUGACCCAGGGGGCUGAUGAAAAAAUUGUCCACAUGAGAGAUUCUACUACGUCAGCCCAAAAGAGUUCCCCGCAUGACUCAUACUUCAAAAAGUCGAACAGUAUCCUGGAAGAUGUCAUCCGGUUUGAACAUACCAUCACUGUACAGGAACAACAAAUAUUUGAACUUCAGAAUAUAAUUUCAGAAAACGAGAGGAGAAUGGCAGACUUGAAACAACUCUCCAUUCAGCUGCAACAGAAAUGCAGUGAGCCUUGUAUAGACACGGUUCAGAUCCAAACCAUCACAGGAGCAGACUGCCAGGAUAUUGCAAACAAAGGUGCUACCACCAGCGGCCUUUACUAUGUGAAGCCAGUGAAAGCCACUGAGCAGUUCCUGGUCUAUUGUGAGAUUGAUAGCUCUGGACGAGGCUUCACAGUAAUACAGAGGAGACGUGAUGGCAGCGUGGACUUCCACAAGGACUGGAUCCAGUACAAGGAGGGCUUUGGUUUUCUUUCCCCAGAUGACAGUACCGAGUUCUGGCUCGGCAACGAGAAGAUCCACCUGCUGACUGCCAGUUCGAGCAUCCCAACCGUGCUGAGGAUAGUGCUUGUUGACUGGGAGGGUAACGAAAGGUAUGCAGACUACAACAUGUUCAGAGUGGGACCAGAGGCCGACAUGUACCGUAUGGUCUAUGCUUUCUACUUUGGUGGCGAUGCAGGAGAUGCUUUCAACGGCUUUGACUUUGGAGAUGACCCCAGUGACAAGUUCUACACAUUUCACAACGGCAUGCAGUUCAGUACCUUUGACCGGGACAAUGACAAGUAUGACGGCAACUGCGCUCUGCAGGACGGCUCCGGCUGGUGGAUGAACAGAUGCCAUGCUGCACAUCUGAACGGCAAAUACUACCAGGGUGGCAGGUACACAGAGAAGGAUGCUGGUGAAUAUGGCUUCGACAACGGCAUCAUUUGGGUCACAUGGCACAACCGCUGGUACUCCCUGAAAGAGACCACCAUGAAGCUCAUACCCCUCAGCCGCAUCGCAGCAGGCGGUGGACAGCAGGCGGGUGCUAAACAGUUUGCUGGGCUUGGAGAUGCAUAAAAAGUAGACACACGUGUUUGUGGUCUAUACUAAUUGUGUUCAGCCCAACAACCCUGAAACCACCCUAGAUCAAAUAAAAUGUUCCAAUGGAAAAUUUCUGACUUUAUGAUGUGUCUCCAUGUGAUGUUUUCAUGCUGUGGUGAUCUGACCCAGCUGGGCACUGAUGUUCACAUUUUCCUUUCCUUCUUCAGUAUUGUUUUGAGCACUAAAUAAAUAUCUUUUCUUGAGAAAAUAUGGCUUGUCAUUACUUCACUGGACAGUCUUUGGACUCAAUUACCACCAGCCUGGAAACACAACCCAGUAAUGUCCAUACGGCAAUCAGCUGUUUUAUAAAACAAUGUGGAGAUGAGACUAAAACACCUGGUAAAAAGAAAUAAUCGAAAAAGCUAACGCAAGAUAUGUGUCUGAAUUUGACUCUGCAAAACCUUCAAAUGUUUUGUCGAAAUACACAGAGUGAUCACAUGCUUACAACCGAUAUGUAAUGCAAUGCAACAA
Xiphias gladius (swordfish) is the source of this 2236-nucleotide messenger RNA. RefSeq names its product fibrinogen gamma chain (gene fgg). Gene Ontology annotation, biological process: blood coagulation; platelet activation; protein polymerization. Lineage: Eukaryota; Metazoa; Chordata; Actinopteri; Istiophoriformes; Xiphiidae. The record is from RefSeq and is a predicted model, not a curated record. Gene Ontology annotation, molecular function: signaling receptor binding. The coding region runs from base 443 to 1741 and encodes 432 amino acids. Gene Ontology annotation, cellular component: fibrinogen complex. The transcript is spliced from 9 exons.